Messenger RNA from Ilyonectria robusta, 1206 nucleotides. Its product is annotated as Gtr1/RagA G protein conserved region-domain-containing protein. Gene Ontology annotation, molecular function: GTPase activity; GTP binding. The transcript has 3 exons. The record is from RefSeq and is a predicted model, not a curated record. Gene Ontology annotation, cellular component: fungal-type vacuole membrane; Gtr1-Gtr2 GTPase complex; nucleus. Bases 1 to 1206 code for a protein of 401 amino acids. Gene Ontology annotation, biological process: cellular response to amino acid stimulus; regulation of autophagy; positive regulation of TOR signaling. NCBI's taxonomy places the organism in Eukaryota, Fungi, Ascomycota, Sordariomycetes, Hypocreales, Nectriaceae.
AUGUCCCUUAGCCCGCCCCUCCAAGACUUCGCCCUGCUCUCCCAAGGCGAGGGUGACGACUCGUCCUCUCAGAUUCUCCCUGGCAAAAUGAGUCCAGCCAAGCUAAACCUUCAACGUCUCUAUGAACAGUCCCGCAGAGGAGCCCCGAAGAAGGAUGCCCCCAAUGCCGCCGCUGCCGAUGCCACCACCACUGGCGUCCCGGCCAAGGGCAAACCUCGUUUAUUACUUAUGGGCCAACGACGAAGCGGAAAGUCUUCCAUCUCGAGCGUAGUCUUCCACAAGCUACCGCCCAACGAGACCCUUUUCCUUGAGUCGACAGCGCGUAUCCAGAAGGAUUCCAUGGCAUCUUUCAUGGACUUCCAGGUUUGGGACUUUCCCGGCCAGAUUGAUAUCUUUGAGAACCCCGGUUUCGAUAUGGAGGCCAUCUUUGGUGAGAUCGGCGCACUCAUUUGGGUCAUCGACGCCCAGGACGACUACCUCGAGGCCGUAAUGCGCCUUAAUACCACCAUCCUCUCCCUUCAACGCACCUACCCCAAUAUUAACAUUGAGGUCUUCAUCCACAAGGUCGACGGCCUCUCGGACGACUACAAGCUCGACAUCCAGCGCGACAUCACUAUUCGCAUUCAGGACGAACUCUCCGACCACGGCUUCGAGAACGCACCCGUGACGUUCCACCUCACAUCUAUCUACAACCACUCUAUCUUCGAGGCCUUCUCCAAGGUUAUCCAGAAGCUCAUCCCUCGUCUCGGUACCCUCGAGUCUAUGCUCACCAACUUGUGCCGCACCUGCCGCUUCGAAAAGGCUUACCUCUUCGACGUCCUAUCUAAGAUCUACAUCGCCACCGACAGCGCCACGGCUGAUAUGGCUAGCUACGAGAUCUGUAGUGACUACAUUGACGUUAUCAUCGACAUCACAGAGGUUUACGGUACGUGGCAGCGCAGCGACGAUGGCCGCCGCCGCCUCGAAGGCGAGCCCUGGAGUGCUCCGCUUGACGACCAGGUUGGGUGUCCGACCGCCGAGAGCUGCUUGGUCUUGCACGACAGUAACAAGCCUAUUAUGCUGCGCGAGGUUGACCGUUACCUUGCCCUCGUCGCUAUCAUGAAGGAGGACUCUUACGAUAGCAUGCCGCUUGUUAACAUGAACGUCGAGGCUGUCGUCGAGGGCCUGACUGAGUUCUUUAACAUUACCAAGCCUAGAGAGGAAUGA